Messenger RNA from Lachancea lanzarotensis, 489 nucleotides. It is a transcript of the gene ATG10, whose product is annotated as LALA0S01e13872g1_1. The transcript has a single exon. Bases 1 to 489 code for a protein of 162 amino acids. Lineage: Eukaryota; Fungi; Ascomycota; Saccharomycetes; Saccharomycetales; Saccharomycetaceae. Gene Ontology annotation, molecular function: ubiquitin-like protein transferase activity. The record is from RefSeq and is a predicted model, not a curated record.
AUGAUAACAGCUGAUGCAUUCCAGCAACAGCUUCAGAGCUCCCUAAUCCCACUGCUAACGCGAUGGGAACACUGUUACAAGAUUAUGAAUGUUUCUAACACUAGUGUCAACGCUAUGAUCUGUCUUCCAAUUAAACCUAACCAUUCAGUAGAACUGCAAAUUCAAUAUUCACCGCUUUAUCAAGAACCGCAACUCACUUUCCGAAUAUGGAAACGCGAAAUUGAAGACGAUAUAGAUACGCAACAGGUUUGCUUUCCUGACGAUAUUCGUCAAUGGCUAAAUACACAAGACUUUACCAUCCGUUUGGACUAUCUACAUCCGUCCAAUCGUGACGUUUGGUAUAGCGUUCACGCUUGCGACACCGCAGAGAUUGUAGGACCAGAAUCCAAAGACUACUUAAAUCGCUGGGCUUCUAUAUUCUUAACUAUCUUCGACUCAGAUGUUUCCUUGAUGUUUGUUCCUGGUGUUGGGCAUUCUGAUAAAUAUUAA